Molecule: messenger RNA, 807 nt
Organism: Naegleria lovaniensis
Lineage: Eukaryota; Heterolobosea; Eutetramitea; Acrasida; Naegleriidae
Exons: 1
Coding region: 1-807 (268 amino acids)
Source: RefSeq, a predicted model, not a curated record
AUGAAUAACAACAAUAAUGGUAACAAUAAUAUGGGACAAGUGUCACCUUUAAAGACAGGUUCUUUUGGAUUUCCAAGUCCACAAACACCAACAGUCUCCACACCAAUUCAACACAAUAACUCUGGAAACAACAAUAAUUCAGGAGGGCAAUUAAGCGGUAACAACAACAACAUGCUGCCAAAUGCCAAUGCAACUAGCGCUUCACAACAACAACCUCCAUCUCUGAGAAGCACCAUGAGUGGAUCAAUUUUCUCAUUUUCAUCAGAUCACAUUAUGGAUGAUGAGGAUGGAGAUGUUGGAAUGUUAAUGAGCACAUCUCACAAUGAUCUUUCAUUCAAUUCCUUGUCAUCCUCACCUUACUUGUCUCCUUUUAUUAAUACUCAACAACGUACUUCAACUUCGUCUGUUUCAUCCUCGACUUCUGACAUUUUCCAAACAUCGUCUCCACACAACAAUAGAAAUUUUUCACUAACUAACACAGUUCCACCCAUCAAUAGCUUGUUCCGUGAUAGUAACAGUAGUUUGCAGGAUCCAUUCAAUAACGAUCAAUUUAACAUUUCCAAACAGGAACAAAGAGAGACGAACCAGAGAAUUUUGGAAGCACUUCGAAGCACUCCUCUGAAUCCUGUUGGUACUGGACAAAAUAGUGCAACCAGUUAUGAUCCACUAUUCGACAGUGAUGCCUUUUUGAGAGGAAGAACAAGCUCUGUAAGCUCGACAGACAUUAGAUUAUCAGAUUCAUGCACAACUCCUUUGACACCUACUGAGCAAGGAAGGUCCUCUUUUUCUAAAAUUUCUCACUUUUAG